ACGUAAAUUUCACCGGACUUUCGUUGCUUCUUUCGUUUCGAUUUCAUCCCCAAAUCCACUGCAGUACCCGUAGGUUAGCACUUCCGCGGCCUUUAUCUACUAUGAGCUUCCAGCAUUUUCGACUUGGAGAGCUUGCCAUGCACCAGCCAUUGCCGCCCCAUCUCAUGCAGCCGCAGCCGGGAGCGAAUGGAGAGGUGCAAUUUCCUGGCCAAAGUUUUACUACCAAUCCCAGCAACGGUCACAUUUUUUCAUCCUCAUCUGGUUCCAAACAGCCAUAUGGAUCUGGCGACUCCGAUGACGGGUACACUUUAGUCUUUCCCAAUCUUGCUGCUUUCAACGAAUGGCGUCAGAAGGAGGAGGAGACGCAGAUGGUCGAGUUCGUCAAGGGAGAUACCCAUGGAAGCAAAGCCGUCCCUCCUCGUUUUAAGGACCAUACCAAGCUGGUCUGUGCUCGCCAUUCGCGCAGCGGCCGGAAAAAAUACGUCAAGAAGCAUCCGGAUAGGGUGCGCAAGGUCCCCAGUCGAAAGCUCGAGGGCGUAGGCUGUUCGGCUUCAAUCAGCUUCAAAACUUACUUUAAUACCGAGGAAGUACGCGCUUCAUACAACUCGCAGCAUUCCCACGAAAUUGGCCUCGCCAAUCUGCCAUACACGCGUCGAGGUCGUAAGGCCGCUGUUCAGCAGGAAAAAGAACGCCCUCGUAAGCAUCCGAGGAAGGAAGAAAGUGCUUCAUCACCCUCUAUCAAUGCGUCUCCGUCAACAUCCAUGCCUCCCCCUCCCCCACCGCCGAAUCAAUUUACUUCCACCGUAUCUAUGAUAGCACCUUUACCUGGACAACCUCCUUAUCCACAAGUCCCACAACCUUACGGCUAUGUUCCUCAACCAUAUCCCAUGCCACCAGGUCCUACCGCCGCUGUGUCCCAGGAUCGAUGGCAGAAUAUGUCGACCCUUUUCAACUCGAUCCGCGAACACGCUCGAAAUUUUGAAUACCCUUUUGCUAGCGUCGUCGCUCUUGAAAGUGUUUUGAUUAGACUCUUUCUCGAAAGCCCAGUGGCGAUGACUCAACCCGGCAUGAUUCCCGUACCGGGGGGCCCGCUACCACCUCAAUUGCAGCAACAAGCGCCACCGCCUGGGAUCGACGGUAAUCAGUCUAGUGGUCCCUCGGCGAACACUGUUCAAGGAACCGAGAGCGAGGAGAGCGGAGGAUCGGAUGACAGCUCAUAACAUGUACAGUAUACUCUUUGGAUGGAUAGAGAUUGUGUAGGAACCAAUUGUACGAUUGUUAGGAAAGAAUUACUGUUACUAUUUCGUCUGUAAUAUCGUUAAAAAGAACAAACUUUGUGAUCAGGCCUUUCAGGGCGCACAUGACG
Molecule: messenger RNA, 1366 nt
Organism: Desarmillaria tabescens
Lineage: Eukaryota; Fungi; Basidiomycota; Agaricomycetes; Agaricales; Physalacriaceae
Exons: 5
Coding region: 102-1220 (372 amino acids)
Source: RefSeq, a predicted model, not a curated record